Messenger RNA from Drosophila kikkawai, 2359 nucleotides. Its product is annotated as zinc finger TRAF-type-containing protein 1 homolog. Gene Ontology annotation, molecular function: zinc ion binding. Lineage: Eukaryota; Metazoa; Arthropoda; Insecta; Diptera; Drosophilidae. The record is from RefSeq and is a predicted model, not a curated record. Gene Ontology annotation, cellular component: nucleus.
CGUUUCGAUUUGUUUUCUUUCGACGAGUAGCGCAGGCAUAAACGUAUUUUAAUUAAAUAUAUAAAAUAUAUAUAUCGAGUGGUGGGCGGAACAAGGCAAAAACAAAGUUUAUUAUUUAACUUUAGCGAGUGGUCUUGUUCUCGGAGGAAAAGUGGUUCGGAAAAUUGCAGGAAAGAACUGGGCAAAGUGCCGUUUAAACAGUGUUGGUGGGAGUGAACGGAGGCAGAGAAAAGAAUAAUAGAGAAAAUUAUAAGCGCAAGGUUAGCCAUGUCGACGGUGGAAUCUUCCAGUUCGGCGGUGCAACAGCCGCCUUCCUCGACGCUUCCGCUUCUGGGCGACUCCGUGAUGCAGGCCUCCACUUCCAGCGCCAGUUCCUCCUCGUCCUCGUCCGCCUCCUCGCAGGGCGGUGGGCAGGGCGGUAACCCUGUGGGCGUGCCACUGGAUACCCAGAGCAGCGGCGAGCCGCCCUCAAAGAAGCAGUUGCUCGACGGGGCAUCGAGCAGCUCCGGGGGAGGUGGCAGCGGCGGGGGUGGCGCCUCCUCGCUGUCGAGCGCCGCCGCCGCAGCUGGAACGCACGAGAAGCUGGCCUACCGCAUCUCCACAGCCCUUUGCUGCGCCGUCUGCCUGGAUCUGCCCAAGACGGCCAUGUACCAGUGCCAGAUGGGACACCUGAUGUGCGCCGCCUGCUUUACCCACCUUUUGGCGGAUGGACGCCUACGCGAUCAGAUUGCCACUUGUCCCAACUGUCGCGUGGAGAUAUCAAAGAGCACAGCUUCACGCAACCUGGCCGUGGAGAAGGCUGCAUCCGAAUUGCCUAGCGAGUGUCAGUUUUGCAACAAAGAAUUUCCAUACAAGUCACUCGAACGCCAUGAACAACACGAGUGCCAGGAGCGACCCACAAAAUGCAAAUACCAUCGCAUCGGUUGCCAAUGGCGGGGACCCUUCCAUGAGACUACCGAACACGAGAGGAACUGCUUGCAUCCACAGAAGUCUGGCCACGAGGUCAUGUUUGCCCUGGAGGCACACGAUGUCAUGAUCAAAGAGGAGAAAAAAAUGUUCAACACCCUGAUUGACUUGCUGAGCUACGAGAAGAUUAUAUUCAAUGAUCUUCAGAUGAAACCAUACCGAACAGACGAGUACGUUCAUAAAUUAUUUUAUGAGACGGCCCGCUUCUCGGCCUUCAACCAGCAAUGGGUGGUGAAGGCGCGCAUUAACAACAGCCAGCGCGAUCCGCAUCAAUCGAACGAUCGGACCAUCACCUACCAGCUAAUCCUGAAGACCAAGACCAGCACGCCCAUGAGCAUACACUUUUUUGCGCUCAAGGGACCGUUUUCGGAUAUGAAAGUUUCGACUCAGAUAUAUCAGCAUUACUUCACCGAGACGAGUACCGAAAGUGAUUACUAUGUCCUGCCGCUGCCAGAUGGCAUCGGCGGCACUGGCUCAAGUGAAUGCAACCGUAUGCUGGCCAACAAAGGCAUUAACUUCCGCCUGCUCAUGUUUUUGCUAAACAAGUAAACACACGCGUAUAAAGAUUUUCAAAUUUAGCUUAAGUUUGUUGUUUCAAACUCUUGAAUGUGCAAAAACCGAAAAAAAAAACAAAAAUCGACCUAGAGUUAGUUGAUAUAUUUUCUAUGAAUGUAUAUGUAUAAUUUCGCGCCCGUCAGAAUACAUUUUCAAUCGCGAUUACCCAGACAUAACGCGGUAGGUUGUAACCCAAGCUUAGAGACGACUAAUGUGUAGGAUUCACCCACAUUUUGUACAUGAUUAUGAUGAUAUCUAUAAAGCCAUUGUAUUUGGGACUCUUUUUCAAUAGCUAUGUUAAUUUUUGCUGUUCGUGAAGUUGAAAUGAAUCGCAGACAAGACAGCCGAUGUGUGUUUGACUAAAGUUUUAAAAUGAUCUCACAAGUAAGGAGCCAACCACACCCAGCUAAUCCCGAUAAUACCAAUAACCAAUAAAAUAGCUGUAGAUUAACACUACGGACGCAUAGAGAUCCUUCGAGUUCACAAGCUCCGUAUUUUCACUGUAAGAAGAACAACACCAAGUUGACGACAUUCGAAACUAUAAACCCGGCAUAUGCAUAUAUAUAUCUACGAUACAUACAUAUUAUGAUGUAGCUCUAGAUUACAAAAAUCACACAGAAAAAGCCCCGCUAAUGGCAAAAACAAAUGCAGAGGCCCAAAAUAAUACAAAACUUCGAGUUCACAUUCAAAUCUUGUCUAAUUCUAAUCGCGUUCUGUUAACCCUCGAUUUACGAUUUAAUGCUUAAACUUACAUUCGUACGUGUAAUAUUUAAAAUGCAUCGUUAAAUGAUAACUAUACCUAAUGCAUAUAUAAUAAAGAUACAUCUUAAUAAAGAAA